ACCACUAAAAAAAAUCAAAGACGCAAGUCUAAUUUGGCGGUGAGUUUGACAAAAGUUAUGAAGUGAUAGCGCAAAAUGAAGGUGUCUCACCAAACCCAAAGGGAAACAAAAUAUGCAAUUAUGCACUAAAUUAAAUCGUGACUAGUUAGUUAUCGAUGCCUCUUUUGUGUAUUGUUGGCCUAAACCCACUCCACCUCUGAUUCUCUCUUCUCUCCCCCGUCCGCGGCCUUUGAGCAAUUCUCCGGUCAACCAUAGCUGUCAAUCAAGAAACUAAACCGCUUAGAUUGUUCUCCUCAUUCUCCUCUACGUUUUUCUCCCUUCAUUUCUAUUAAACCCUAGCCACCGCUACAACAGAUCGGCAAAAUUAGCACCAUAUUCGAGCUCCUCUCAGUCAACAGUUUUAACCGCUACCAUCAUCGUCGCCCUUUCACGUUUUUGGUCGACGUAUCUCCCUCUCCAUGUCGACCGUGUCACAACAGAGUUUUUCCCUUUCUUUGCCAAAAUCCGUCGCCGCCACCUCCGCCGGCCACCCCUUGACCCGCCGGGUUGGCGUGUUCAAGUCUGGUAUCCCAAAUCUUACCCUUGUCACUUGCCACUCGGAUUCUACAUCUCAGGCAUCCUUGUUUUUGAGUCCUGGCUUGACGAAUAGAAGAAUUUGCAACAAAAACUUAGUUUAUCGGACAUUUUAUUCUGUGGAUGCUAGCACUUAUAAUGGGUCUGCUUUAGAAUCUCCUUCUCACACUGCAGAAGAAAAAGUUGGUGUGUUGCUUCUCAACCUAGGAGGACCAGAGACGCUGAACGAUGUCCAACCUUUUCUGUUUAAUCUUUUUGCAGAUCCUGAUAUCAUUCGGCUCCCAAGGCUGUUUCGGUUUCUCCAGCGACCAUUGGCAAAAUUGAUAUCUGUGCUUCGGGCUCCUAAAUCCAAGGAAGGGUAUGCUGCUAUUGGAGGUGGCUCUCCUUUACGCAAAAUUACAGAUGACCAGGCACUUGCACUUAAAAUGGCUUUGGAAGCAAAGAGCCUUUCUUCAAAUGUCUAUGUUGGGAUGCGGUAUUGGUACCCAUUCACCGAAGAAGCAGUUGAGCAAAUUAAGAGGGAUGGAAUAACGAGGCUCGUGGUGUUACCCCUUUAUCCCCAGUUUUCUAUAUCCACAACUGGGUCAAGCAUCCGUGUUCUGGAGCAUAUGUUCAGAGAAGAUGCUUAUUUGUGUAAGCUUCCUGUUUCCAUAAUAAACUCUUGGUAUCAACGAGAAGGUUAUGUUAAGUCCAUGGCUGACUUAAUUGAGAAAGAACUCCAGAGUUUUUCUGAUCCAAAGGAGGCAAUGAUAUUUUUUAGUGCCCAUGGUGUACCUGUCAGCUAUGUUGAGGAUGCUGGGGAUCCAUACCGAGAUCAAAUGGAGGAUUGCAUCUUCUUGAUCAUGCAGGAAUUGAAGGCUAGAGGAAUUAAUAAUGAUCACACUCUUGCUUAUCAGAGUCGAGUGGGCCCUGUACAAUGGCUGAAACCGUAUACAGAUGAAGUUCUAGUUGAGCUUGGCCAGAAAGGUGUGAAGAGUCUUUUAGCUGUUCCAGUGAGCUUUGUGAGUGAGCACAUUGAGACUCUUGAAGAAAUUGACAUGGAGUACAGGGAAUUGGCUCUUGAAUCUGGCAUUGAGAAUUGGGCGCGUGUCCCUGCCCUUGGUCUUACCCCUUCAUUCAUUACAGAUUUGGCAGAUGCAGUGAUAGAGGCUCUCCCAUCGGCAACAGCAAUGUAUGCCUCGACCAGCGCCUCUGAAGAUAUGGAUCAUGACCCUUUUAGAUACUUCGUCAAGAUGUUCUUUGGUUCAAUUUUGGCAUUCUUCUUGUUCCUGUCACCCAAAAUGUUAACGGCCUUCAAGAACCAUGUCAUUUAGAAGAAUACUGAUUAAAUUUUAUCUGCAACCAUAGUUGCUAAAAUUAAUGUACUUGGUUUUUUCCUUGGUUUUACUCCUUUAUACGCCUAUACUGUAUACACCACAGAUACAAAAGAAGCAAUUUUUGUACUUGAUCAUAAUGAGAACUUGCAUGUCUGCUUGGGAAUGUUGCAGAAAGAAUGACUCAACAAUUUACUUGUAUUUGUAUACUAAAAUUAUCUAUCUAGCCACUACAUUCUAAUUUAUGUAAUUCUUGCAAGAUUUUAUAUAAGAACUAUUUUAUACAA
This is a messenger RNA of Cicer arietinum (chickpea), 2173 nucleotides long. Its product is annotated as ferrochelatase-1, chloroplastic/mitochondrial. Gene Ontology annotation, molecular function: protoporphyrin ferrochelatase activity. NCBI's taxonomy places the organism in Eukaryota, Viridiplantae, Streptophyta, Magnoliopsida, Fabales, Fabaceae. Gene Ontology annotation, biological process: heme biosynthetic process. Gene Ontology annotation, cellular component: mitochondrion. The record is from RefSeq and is a predicted model, not a curated record.